CUUUGUACUCGCUCCUUAUCCAGCUGUCCCAACCGUGCGGAGCCCCCAGUCCCCCGAGGGCCAGCGUUUCCGGACCGCCCACCACCUCGAUCGCCCCUGCAGCCUCCGCCCGCUCAGAGCUCAGAGCCCCUCCCGCCUGCUGCGUGGCCGCCAGUCCCCAGUCGCUUCCUGAAAUGCCAGUGGACUUCACCGGGUACUGGAAGAUGCUAAGCAAUGAGAACUUCGAGGAGUAUCUGCGCGCCCUGGAUGUCAAUGUGGCCUUGCGCAAAAUCGCCAACUUGCUGAAGCCGGACAAAGAGAUAGAGCAGGAGGGGGACCACAUGAUCAUCCGCACGCUGAGCACUUUCAGGAACUACAUCAUGGACUUCCAGGUCGGCAAAGAGUUUGAGGAGGAUCUGACGGGCAUAGAUGACCGCAAGUGCAUGACCACGGUGAGCUGGGAUGGGGACAAGCUCCAGUGCGUGCAGAAGGGCGAGAAGGAGGGGCGCGGCUGGACCCAGUGGAUCGAGGGUGAUGAGCUGCACCUGGAGAUGAGAGUACAGGAUGUGGUCUGCAAGCAAGUGUUCAAGAAGGUGCGCUGAGACCAAGCUGAGGACCUGGGUCUGGAGGAAUGAGUGGCCUGGCCUGGGACCAGGCUCCCCCUCUGCUCAGCUUCGGGCAGAAACGUCCAGCCACACCCAAACAUCUGUUAGCAGAGUCUAUCUCUUUGCCUUUGAUUCUUUCCCCUUUUCUUCAGAUGAAGUCAUCCCAAUAAAAGCGAUCUCAUUAGGA
Molecule: messenger RNA, 771 nt
Organism: Octodon degus (degu)
Lineage: Eukaryota; Metazoa; Chordata; Mammalia; Rodentia; Octodontidae
Gene: Rbp1
Product: retinol binding protein 1
Exons: 4
Coding region: 174-581 (135 amino acids)
Biological process (GO): vitamin A metabolic process; fatty acid transport; retinoic acid biosynthetic process
Cellular component (GO): nucleus; cytosol
Molecular function (GO): fatty acid binding
Source: RefSeq, a predicted model, not a curated record